Molecule: messenger RNA, 2412 nt
Organism: Fomitopsis serialis
Lineage: Eukaryota; Fungi; Basidiomycota; Agaricomycetes; Polyporales; Fomitopsidaceae
Exons: 13
Coding region: 1-2412 (803 amino acids)
Biological process (GO): nucleotide-excision repair; double-strand break repair via homologous recombination; DNA replication
Cellular component (GO): site of double-strand break; chromosome, telomeric region; DNA replication factor A complex
Source: RefSeq, a predicted model, not a curated record
AUGUCUGCCAGCGGCGCUUCUGCUCCCAUGAGGGGAAGUAGCUUCGCGAAGAGGCCUCAGAGCUUCCCUGUCCGCAUCACUGGUGCCGUGCCUCAGCCUAUCGUCGUGCAGGGUGGCAGCUGGUCGCGUGCAUCCCGGGGCAAGCGCACUUGCACGACGGUUAAGAGCCUAACGGAGAUUCCGACCUGGCAAUUGCGCCACGCUCAGCAACAGGAGGGUGCCGUGGCGGGACUUCAGCUUCCGAAGCAUCCGGAGGAAAGCCUCACGCGUUUCACACCCACCUUUGAGCCGAAGGCACAGUCUAGCCUUCCCCUUCCGGGGAGGGACAUCCACGGGAGAACUGCUGUUUCUUCUGUUUUGUCUUACAUUCACGGCAAGGGCCACGCAGACAACGACAAUCAUCCCAGGCGUGUCCCUCAGCCCGCGAUGACGAAGCGGCAGGAAGGAUUUAUGUACACCAAGAACUCUGACUACGUGGAUGGGUACAAGCCCACUCAUACGGUCAAAGGUGAGAUGACCUCGACAGCAACAGUCUCUUUGACCUCUGCCAAACCAAGCAAACUCGGCCGCACCUCUUCGAUACUCCUAACGCCUUCCAAAGAGACCAAGCGACGCAAACUGGACGGGAACCCGGAAGGCUCGUCAAAUGCAGCUUCCGUGCAGCGUUCGCCCACUAGAGACGAUGCAAGCGGCUCGGCCACGGCGGCGCCAUCGCCUGCUGAGAUAUGGCGGUGGACGCUAACAAGGGAAGCCAUGGCGCAGUGCUUCGUGCAGGAUGUGUGGGAUAUGAAGGAUAGCGGGCUGAAGGAGGCGGAAUACUUCUGGCUCGGCCGUAUACCAUGCCGCACAGUGGAACUGCUAGGAGUGUUGGUUGGCAUACAAGCGUUCGAGCAACGGAUAGUCUAUACCUUGGACGACGGAUCGGCCGUCAUAGACUGCAACCAUAAAAUGCAGCCUCAAAUGAUGUCCCCACGCAAGACAAGUACUUCCGAUCCCAGGGCCGGGCGUACCCGACAACCAUCGAACUCGGGUACCGCCUACACGUCGCCACGGAAAGGAUCUCGACCAUCAACUUCGAAGCCGCCCUCCUUACCACCUCCACCUAAACCUGUCGCCGACAUAGGCACACCUGUGCGACUCACUGGCAGAGUGGUCCAUACUUCGAAAGGACGGCAAGUACUUGUCGACGAGAUCCGGCCAUGCUCCUCGCCAAAUGACGAACCGAACCACUGGAUCGCCGUACUCGAGCUCCAUCGCACGCGAUACUUUGCUGAACACCUCGGUCCGUUCGUGGUCCCUCCGCUCAAGAAACGCGCCCAGCCUGCGUGGAUCCCAAAGAGUCCGGAGAAGGCUAAGGGAAAAGCUAGGGCGACGGACACAUCCAUCUCACCGGGCAAGUCUGUAAGGAUGGACACGGGUGCCGUCGAGCCCCACACACCCUCUUCGUCGGGCUUGGCGUCGACGGAUGGCUCGCCCGUGUCGUCGAGCUCGAGGCAUAGUCUCAGACAGUCUCCAAUUCGUCUUCGGCAUCCAACGAGACUGCACAGGCGCGAACUGACUGCCAAUACCUUCCGCAUCUACCUCAAGCACUAUAUGGAUAACGCGCCUCCACCCAGUGUACUUGACUCGGACUCGGCUGCCAGUUCCCGCUCGGCGUCACCCACGCCCCAUUCGCGGAGUCAGCCGACUGGUGCCCUCGGACUAGCUAUGCGCAAGGGACCGCACACCUCGCGCGGGCAAAGCUCCCGCCCAUAUUCCGCUCCACGAGAACCGGAAGACCUAAGUGGGAAUGUGCUGCACGGUUUCACCCUGUCCCACCUACGGCGCGUCUCCGAGCUCAUGAUCAUGGCACGGCGAGUGGUCGACGAAGAAGGCCGACGCCGCGCCAAAGAAGAGCGAGAGCAGGCCAGAUCUGGAAUUGCACAGGCCAAAGGCAAACGACCUGCUCGGCCGUCCGAGCCCAAGGCCAAGAAGAUCAAGCGGCUCUUCCAGUUCGCCAUCCGGCAGCUGUACGAGGAGGGCAGCAUCGUGCUGUGGGACGGGCCCGUCCGGCCGCUCCCGCGCGAGGACACGAGCGCGACGCAGCUCUCGGGCCGCUCUGGAAAGCGAACUCGAGCACCGCGUCUGCGAUGUGCUCGCGGCAUCGUCGAGCGUGCCAUCACGGAGUUCGUCGCAGCGGCAGCGGCGAGGUCGAAGCACCGUGGACGGCCGCGGGCGGACGACCCUACGGCGCCAUUCGCGCCACCUGCGCCUCCGCCUGGCCCGACGCCUGCUGAGAUUGUAGCGUGGCUGCAUCGCGACACGCGCUGGGCGCGUGUGGGGGAGUGGGCGGUCAAGGACGCGCUGGAGUGGGCGAGAGCGGAAGGAAGGGUGUGGUGUAUUGGACACGGGAGAUGGGAGCUGUGUGGUUGA